AUGCCUCCCUCAGAGGGUGCCUUGGGGAACCGAGAACCCGGCGAGCGAAGAGCUCAGCGGGCACCUCCAGGGGCCGACAACCCAGCCACCCCUGAAGGACAGCGGCUGGACCACAGGCUGCGCUGGCAGGGAAGUCCGGCCUUGGGCCGCUCCUUCGUGGAUGGACUGGAGCUGGACGACGGCGGGCAACUGCGUGUCCGGCGCGGCGGAGUCUACAGGCUGCACAUCCAAGUGACGCUGGCCAACUGCUCCUCCUCCACGCGGGCCGCCCGGCCUCCCAGGGCCACGCUGACGGUGGGCAUCUGCUCCCCGGCCGCCCACAGCAUCAGCCUGCUGAGGCUCAGCUUCCACGGAGGCUGCGUGGCCGCCUCCCAGCGCUUGACGCCGUUGGCUCGCGGGGACACGCUGUGCACCAACCUCACGCUGCCUCUGCUGCCCUCCGCAAAUGCUGAUGAGACCUUUUUUGGGGUUCAGCUGGUGCACCCCUGA
This is a messenger RNA of Puma concolor (puma), 489 nucleotides long. NCBI's taxonomy places the organism in Eukaryota, Metazoa, Chordata, Mammalia, Carnivora, Felidae. The record is from RefSeq and is a predicted model, not a curated record.